Molecule: messenger RNA, 627 nt
Organism: Mus pahari (shrew mouse)
Lineage: Eukaryota; Metazoa; Chordata; Mammalia; Rodentia; Muridae
Exons: 4
Coding region: 1-627 (208 amino acids)
Source: RefSeq, a predicted model, not a curated record
AUGUACAGCCCAGUUGCUGCUGGGUUUAAUCUGCAGCUGAGAAAAAUGAAGCUUAUAAGAGUUAAACUUCCUAUCCAUUACUGCAGCCUCACUCAGCAGCUGAUAUUUGGCGUAAGUACUUUCAAGCUGAUGUUUGCUGCCCUGUGGGAAUUGAAAAUAGCCUUGAUUACAAUCUUCACCCUGAACGGAAUGGACAGACCCCAUGGGGGCACUGCACAGAUUGGAGGGGGCGGCCACAGAAACACAUCUGUGCCUUAUUUCUUUUCGGCGCUGAGUGAUACUCCAUACUUGGAUAUCGUAUUGUCCUCAUCUGGAAUGGAAAGGAGCUUUUUGUACCAGGUCAUUGUUCUUGUGGUCCUUCGGGUGGCCGGCUUCUUGACAAGCACUGUUCAGGAUCUCCAAUGGAGUCCAAACCAGGAAGAACUCCCACAUCUAUUUCUGGAAUCACGCAGUCCUCUUUUCUCCUUCACGUUUCUUGCUACUUCCACGUUGUCCACGAGAUGGCGCCAGAUACCAAUAAUUGAAGAUGGAAGCGGUGGGCCUAAGAACAGUCACUUAAGCUGUGGAUGGAUCUUGAAAGAAUAUAUCAACUUUGCCUCUUCUAAUUCUUCUAGAAUAUAUUCUUAG